Messenger RNA from Ceratina calcarata, 1073 nucleotides. RefSeq names its product vacuolar-sorting protein SNF8 (gene lsn). NCBI's taxonomy places the organism in Eukaryota, Metazoa, Arthropoda, Insecta, Hymenoptera, Apidae. Gene Ontology annotation, biological process: protein transport to vacuole involved in ubiquitin-dependent protein catabolic process via the multivesicular body sorting pathway. The record is from RefSeq and is a predicted model, not a curated record. The transcript is spliced from 2 exons. Gene Ontology annotation, cellular component: ESCRT II complex. Bases 215 to 970 code for a protein of 251 amino acids.
AUAAUACAUACAACCAAUCAUAUUGUUUCAACAGACUGUAUAUUCGCGAGCACCGUGAGGACCAUCGUAAUAUACAUGAUACGUUACAGCAUUAGAAGAAUUGAUUGACGUGACAGUUGCCCGUAUCGUUGGUAAAUUGGCUUGAAAAGCAUUUUACUUUUGUAUCGGUGGUGUUUUCUUAUAAUCUGUAACACUACACGAAGCGUAUUACAAGAUGAGGCGAAAGGCAGGCGUUGGAGCGAUUCAAAAACAGAAGCUAGAACAAGAGAAAUAUAAAGACAAGGGGACGGAGAUCCAAGAGAAUCAGUUUGAGCAAAUGACGAAGCAAAUGGAUACAUUCCGCGUCAAUCUAGAGGAAUUUGCCACGAAACAUAAGAACGAAAUUAAGAAGAACGCAAGAUUUCGGCGACAAUUUACCGAAAUGUGUGCGUCAAUUGGCGUGGACCCUUUAGCCUCUGGAAAAGGAUUCUGGUCAGUUCUUGGCAUAGGAGAGUUUUAUUAUGAGCUUGCUGUCCAGAUUGUUGAAGUUUGCAUGGCUACGAAUUACAAGAAUGGUGGCCUGAUAUCGUUAGACGAAUUGAGAACAAGAUUGAUACAAGCAAGGGGAAGACGAAAAGAACAUCAGGAGAUAACUAAUGAUGAUUUAUUGGCUGCAGCUAAGAAGCUUAAGAUCUUUGGGAAUGGAUUUUCUAUUGUUCCCAUUGGAAGAGGAAAAUAUUUAGUUCAGUCCAUCCCUGGUGAAUUGAGCAUGGAUCACACUGCUGUAUUACAGCAAGUUAGUCUGUCUGGGAAUGCAUAUGUUUCAAAGUCUAUGCUGUGCAAGGAAUUGAAAUGGGAAACAGACAGAUCACAGAAGGCCUUAGAUCACAUGGUGAAGGAAGGACUGGCCUGGUUUGAUGAACAAGGAGAAAAUGAGAUACUGUAUUGGUUUCCCAGCUUAUUUACUGCCUGCAUUGUAUCUACAGAGUAAGCCUAAUGUUCACUUCACUAUAGAUAGGAAUUAUUGAAAACAGAAAAAGUAUCUGUAGUACGAAAUGUAUUUUUAAUGUAAAUAAAUUUAUACACUCUUGUAA